Lytechinus variegatus (green sea urchin) is the source of this 2512-nucleotide messenger RNA. Its product is annotated as large neutral amino acids transporter small subunit 4-like. The record is from RefSeq and is a predicted model, not a curated record. NCBI's taxonomy places the organism in Eukaryota, Metazoa, Echinodermata, Echinoidea, Temnopleuroida, Toxopneustidae. Bases 339 to 2279 code for a protein of 646 amino acids. The transcript is spliced from 10 exons.
AACAUGCCUGAAUCAUAACCUGACCUAUAAAUGCACAGAGAAGAGGAUAACACAAUGUCUGAACUACAUGUAAGAUUAAUUCGUCUCACCGGUAAUAAAGAUUGCGCUUUCCCUCAUGUGAGAGGAAAAAGGUAUUGAAGAGUAAAAUUCAACUCUUUUACGAAGAUUAUGAUUGGAUACUUGAACAUUGGCGAGUUGUGAGAAAAAAACCUACUUCAUCUGGUUGAAUGACGAGUAUAAUCGGCGAUUAUACGAGACCGAGGAUCUGAAGGAGGUUUUACGACACACGGUCAAGCCUAUCCAUCCUUGUCGUCGAGUAACCAGUGUGAACAACGACGAUGGCGUUCAUUACGACGAAGACGGUGGUGCUAUCUUUCGCCGUCCUCGAGAAUUUCUUUCACUCCGCGAUCAUCUUCGGAUGGCCGUCACUCGUCUACGUGCUCAAAGACCUCGGUUAUUAUAGCAACCUAUGCCCACCUUCAGAAAACAAUACAACGACCACCAUGUCGGGGUCGCCAUCGAUGUCACCCAUCACAAUUAUUUCGACAUCGAUGACGACUGAGCGUCGUGAUGAUUCGGUGGAUGAAGGCGUGGUCGAAUGCGAUGCACAGGAUGCUAGGCUGUUACUAAUCUACACCAUAUCAUCAAGUAUACUACCUUGCAGUAUGCUGUUUUCGGGCAUUCUAUUCGAGAAAGGAGGGACACUCAUCAUCCGCCUCAUAUUUAGUGUAUCGCUCUUCGUAGCAUACCUGUGUGUAGCGGCCAGCUCCCCGUCUGUUCCUGAUCUUCUGUUCCCAGGAACCAUCAUCAUGGCAGUGACUGGAAUCUUUAUAACCAUCUCUACGUUUGAGAUAUCGAAUCUAUUUACCAAAUACAAGUCGACAGUGAUUGGUCUCAUCGUCGGGUCAUGUGAUUCUAGCGCAUGCGUGUUACUCUUUAUCAAGGUGUUAUACGAUGCCGGUGUAUCGCUGAGGGCGUCCUUCAUCGCUUUAGCUAUCUCAACCCUCUUCUUCACGAUUAACACUCUCCUCCUCCCCCGCGACCACAUCCCUUGGCCACUCCCUGAGGACUACCAACUUGGAAGCGGAUGCUGCUACAAGAACAAGGACAGAAACCCAGAGUUGCCCUUCCAAAACUCAGAUCAUCACAAAGAUGAGUUGAAGUCGGCAACAGAGCUGACGGAAAACAAUAAUAAACACGUGACUGUUGACGGUGAUGAAAUGUCACCGGAAUGUUAUUCUAAUUUAAAUGAGAACAAUAUCUAUUCUUCAGAUGAUCAACACGAAAGGAAAGAAGGCGGGAAAGCAAGUUUAGCGAAGGAAAGUGAUGUUUAUGAGAAGCACGAUGGCAUGGUUAUAUGGCAUGAUAAUGCAGGAUAUGAACAUGAAGAUGGGUACGUCACCCAAAUUCCCGAAACAGAUAACAAAGUCUCUGUUCAGGGCCUCAGCAAUGGGACCAGCGUCGACCUUUCCAAGGCGGCUCGGCGAGCGACCAGGGACAAGCUAACCGAAGACCAGCGACUCGAAGAUUACCCAACUACCUGGUCGAUCCUGAAGUCGCCCAUGUUUCUCCUGAUGACGUUCUGGACGAUCGUGGUCCAGGGCGAGAUCUUCUUCGUCAUCGGGAUCAUGAACCCGUGGUUGACAUUCCUCGCUGAUGGCGAUACUGAAACAGUAAGUUUUUAUACAAACAUCUUAGCUAUAACCACCAUAGGAAGUCUGAUUGGAUCGCCUAUUAUGGGAUACGUCUUUGACAGACGAAAGGAACUUUCUGAAAAAUCACCGAAGAAAGAUGAUACCAAGGGACCUUACGCUGAUCUGCGAGAUAGCUGGUUACCGGUGGCAUUAUCUUCCGUAACAGCUAUAGCCAUGUCUGGUUUAAUGAUGGUGCCAAUCCUCCCUGUACAAUUUGGUACUUUCCUCUUACUCACAGCGGUCAGGGCUAUGUUUUACUCUGCCUCUGCUGCUAUCGUGCCUAUAACUUUUCCAAUGCAAUUUUAUCCGACCGUGUUUGGGACUGCAAAUUUCAUCGCUGGUUUGAUGUCUCUCACCCAGUAUCCACUCUUCAUCGUCAUCCAGGAAUCGCUGAACGGGGAUCCUAGAUGGGUAGUCUUUGGGAUGAUGCUUGCCAACGUCGUGGCUUUGAUAUAUCCUCUUUACAUCUAUAUCUACGGUAAAAACCACGAGAAGCAAUACUUUGAGACAAGACGAGAAAUUCCAAAUUCAAACGGCUUUGGUGCUUGUCACAAAAAAGAAGAAGAAUUUGAUGACAUGCCUUAAUUCCACUGCUGUCAGGGAUCUAAUUCAGAAGUGGAAAAUGUAGCAUUUAAAGAUGAAAGAUUAAAUUUCGGACAAACAAACUUUAAAUACUAAGUUAAAACCUCUUUGUAAGUUUGAAAGCAAAGCCAAUCCCCAAUCGAUAUAGCAAUAUUAUGAUCGGAUAUACAUGAUUUGGUGCGUGUCUGUAAAAACUUGAAAUCAAUGACAAUGUUGAUUACAUUAUUAUUUUAUUG